Molecule: messenger RNA, 309 nt
Organism: Aspergillus aculeatinus CBS 121060
Lineage: Eukaryota; Fungi; Ascomycota; Eurotiomycetes; Eurotiales; Aspergillaceae
Exons: 2
Coding region: 1-309 (102 amino acids)
Source: RefSeq, a predicted model, not a curated record
AUGCUGGAUGCAGUGAUAUGGCUGCUGCUGGUGCUACUACUGAUGGCCCUCACCUUUGCGAUCUUGGGAAUGCUCGUUGGGCUUCUGUGCGCUCUCGUCACGACGGCGACCAUGGUCCAAACCCCCGACUCGGAGCGGGCCUUGCGACUCGACUACCUCCAGAAGAAACACGCGCUCGUGGCUGAGGCUCGCGCUCUGGUUCGGCGCCAUGCCCGGUUAACGGCACAAAUUGACGAAGCUCGAGACCUCAAGGACUCUAUUCCCCACUCGACAAAAGACCACUCGAUGCAACGGAACCAGCUCAUGUAG